Messenger RNA from Castor canadensis (American beaver), 3419 nucleotides. RefSeq names its product interleukin 17 receptor D (gene Il17rd). Gene Ontology annotation, molecular function: interleukin-17 receptor activity. The record is from RefSeq and is a predicted model, not a curated record. NCBI's taxonomy places the organism in Eukaryota, Metazoa, Chordata, Mammalia, Rodentia, Castoridae.
GGCGGCCGGGGCGCAGAGAAGGGCCAGACUGGGCGACCGCACGGCCAUGGCCCCGUGGCUGCAGCUCUGCUCUGUCUUCUUCACUGUCAACGCCUGCCUCAACGGCUCGCAGCUGGCCGUGGCCGCGGGCGGCUCGGGCCGCGCGAGGGGCGCCGACACCUGUGGCUGGAGGGGUGUGGGGCCCACCAGCAGAAACAGCGGACUGCACAACAUCACCUUCAGAUACGACAACUGUACCACCUACUUGAAUCCAGUGGCAAAGCACGUGAUAGCUGAUGCCCAGAACAUCACGAUCAGCCAGUACGCUUGUCAUGACCAAGUGGCAGUCACCAUUCUUUGGUCCCCAGGGGCCCUCGGCAUCGAAUUCCUAAAAGGAUUUCGAGUAAUACUGGAGGAGCUGAAAUCGGAGGGAAGACAGUGCCAACAACUGAUUCUGAAAGACCCGAAGCAGCUCAACAGUAGCUUCAAAAGAACUGGAAUGGAAUCUCAACCUUUUCUGAAUAUGAAAUUUGAAACGGAUUACUUUGUAAAGAUUGUCCCUUUCCCUUCCAUUAAAAAUGAAAGUAAUUACCACCCUUUCUUCUUCAGAACACGGGCCUGUGACCUAUUGUUACAACCUGACAACCUGGCCUGUAAACCCUUCUGGAAACCUCGGAACCUGAACAUCACCCAGCAUGGUUCGGACAUGCAGGUGGCCUUCGAACAUGCACCAUACAACUUUGGCUUCCGUUUCUUCUAUCUGCAUUACAAGCUCAAGCAUGAAGGACCCUUCAAGCGAAAGACUUGUAAGCAGGAGCAAAAUACAGAGACAAUGAGCUGUCUUCUCCAAAACAUUUCUCCAGGGGAUUAUAUAAUUGAGCUGGUAGAUGACACUAACACAACAAGAAAAGUGAUGCAUUAUGCGUUAAAGCCAGUGCAUUCCCCAUGGGCCGGGCCCAUCAGAGCUGUGGCCAUCACUGUGCCCCUGGUUGUCAUAUCAGCAUUUGCAACGCUCUUCACUGUGAUGUGCCGCAAGAAGCAACAAGAUGAGGAGAGCUCUGAGUCCUCCACAUACACUGCUGCACUCCCCAGAGAGAGGCUGUGGCCGCGCCCCAAGGUCUUCCUCUGCUACUCCAGUAAAGAUGGCCAGAAUCACAUGAACGUCGUCCAGUGUUUUGCCUACUUUCUUCAGGACUUCUGCGGCUGUGAGGUGGCUCUGGACCUUUGGGAAGACUUUAGCCUCUGCAGAGAAGGGCAGAGAGAAUGGGUCAUUCAGAAGAUCCACGAGUCCCAGUUCAUCAUUGUGGUGUGUUCCAAAGGCAUGAAGUACUUUGUGGACAAGAAGAACUAUAAACACAAAGGAGGUGGCAGAAGCUCUGGUAAAGGGGAGCUCUUCCUGGUGGCUGUGUCAGCCAUUGCUGAAAAGCUCCGCCAGGCCAAGCAGAGUUCAACUGGGGCACUCAGCAAGUUCAUUGCUGUCUACUUUGAUUAUUCCUGCGAGGGAGACGUCCCCUGCAUCCUGGAUCUGAGCACCAAAUACAAACUCAUGGACAACCUCCCUCAGCUCUGCUCCCAUCUGCACUCCGGAAACCACAGUCUCCAGGAGGCUGGUCAACAUCUGGGACCUGGCAGCAGAAGGAACUACUUUCGGACCAAAUCAGGCCGCUCCUUGUACGUAGCCAUCUGCAAUAUGCACCAGUUUAUAGACGAGGAGCCUGACUGGUUUGAGAAGCAGUUUGUACCCUUCCAUCCUCCCCCACUGCGCUGCCAGGAGCCAGUCCUGGAGAAGUUUGACUCAGGCUUGGUUUUAAAUGAUGUCAUCUGUAAAGCAGGGUCAGAGAGUGACUUCUGCCCAAAGGCCGAGGCGGCUGCUCUUGGGGCCACUGGACCCGCAGACUUGCACCCACUCCAGGAGAGUCAGCAUGCAGGCCUGGAGCCUGACACCGAGGCCCGGCCAGCCCAUGAUGGCAGCUCCUGCCUCCCGCCCCUGCUGCAUGCGGUUAAAGUCGGCAGCUCUUCAGACAUGCCUCGAGACUCGGGCAUCUACGACUCUUCAGUGCCCUCAUCCGAGCUGUCUCUGCCUUUCAUGGAAGGACUCUCCCCCGACCAGACAGAAACAUCUUCCCUGACUGAGAGUGUGUCCUCCUCCUCAGGUCUGGGUGAGGAGGAUCCUCCAACCCUUCCUUCCAAGCUCUUUGCCUCUGGGGUGUGCAAAGCAGAACUUGGUUGCCGCAGCUACACUGAUGAACUCCACACGGUUGCCUCUUUGUAAUGAAAUGGAAGAGUCUAAGCAUUGCCACUUUAGCUACCGCCUCUCUCUGGUUCCCCAGCUCAUCUCUGUGGUUGUGUGUUCUAUCUGCUUGGAGCUGAGGGCUCAUACAAGGAUAUUUGGAGUGAAACUCUGGCCAGUAUUUGCUCCCUUCUCUCAGUCCCAGAACCUCUAGCCAAAUGUCUUAGCAUGUUUUCUAAACCAUAUGGAGCUCUGAAAGGCAUGUCCAUAAGGUCUGACAGUAACUUGCUAUGUUAGGUCAAUCUAUGGAGCAGAGCCUGUUCUGGGAGGUAGGGAGGAAACAGCUAAAGAGAAACAGGGAGAUACCUGCACUGAUCAUUCAGACUUCAUUGAACUCUGCAGUUUGCUUAUUAACUUUUGGCUACUUCGAUUUGAAAUACUUUGUGGGAAAAGCACUUUUAAUGUCAUUACAGCUCCAGAAAUCAAGUGCCACUCUAUCUGGAGUCCAUGCCCUAUUGCAGAUGAUCUUCCCAUCUGUUUUUGAUGUGGGACCUACAAUGCCAUGAGUGUUAAAUAAGUUGUGAGUCAAAGGUCAAGAAAGUGACUGAAUAUCUAGUCAUUUUUUUAUAAAACUGAUCUCUGUGCAUUACUGAGUAACAUGGCUGGUAAAGAUGGGGACCACAGAACAGGAUGACUGUGUUGACCAUUCCUCUGAAAUGGGUUGGCCAACUUGCAGAAGAUGCCAGAACCUCAGCUAGGGUCUGAGUAGUCAUCAUAUGUGAGCUGCCUACCACGACUGUCACCCAGCUGGGCUGUAUUGUUGGAAAUUGUAGUUCAUGCUUUGGUUGGCCUUCUGGUCUAAGUCUGUGUCCUGGGCAUUAGGGAUCGAAUUCACUGACACAAAACAGUGUGCGGAGGGGUGGCCAGUAAAUUUGUUGAACUGGUUUUGACUGAUGACAAACCUCUUUUAAAGAAAAUAGAAAGGAGGGGACUGUCACAACAGUAUAUGUUCUAUUUUUUUUUUAUGAACGGUUUCUCUACAGAAUUUGUUUCCAAAGGGAAAAUACUUGUGUGUGUUGAUUAGCAUGGAUGGAAACCCUUGCCCUCCCUAUGCCCUGGAGCAUCCGGGCCCAAGCAUCUUUCCCCACCUUUCUCAUAGGUGCUGUUGGAUUUUGACAUUCAAACUGGGAAGGGGGAUGCUAAGAAAGAU